Molecule: messenger RNA, 1899 nt
Organism: Ogataea angusta
Lineage: Eukaryota; Fungi; Ascomycota; Pichiomycetes; Pichiales; Pichiaceae
Exons: 1
Coding region: 1-1899 (632 amino acids)
Biological process (GO): mitotic cell cycle; protein phosphorylation; intracellular signal transduction
Cellular component (GO): cytoplasm; nucleus
Molecular function (GO): histone H3T3 kinase activity; ATP binding
Source: RefSeq, a predicted model, not a curated record
AUGCUAGCGUCCAAUAAAAGACAUGGCAUGGUUCUUUCGGGCUCUGCAAGCCCUACCGGGUCACCUGGCCCAACCGUGCCUUCCUUUGGUUCUCAUAAGAGAAUUAGCAGGCUUCCGACCAAAUCGGGCUCUCUCUCCUUGAAUGAGCUUCUGCAAGAAAACCGCUCCUUUGAUAUAUACCAAGAUAACCGCGGAGACACAUUGAGUCGGCUCAGAGGUGCUCCUAUUGCGGACAGAAAACGGGCUCUUGCCGAGACAACAAUAAACAAGUUGUCAGAACGAGAAGAAAAGAAAAACAACCGGCUGUCCACGCUAUCGCUUGCCACCACCUCUUCGGUGUCAACACGUUCCACUGGUUCGAGUCUGAAAUCAAUAGCUCACAGAAUAGCCGGUGUUGUGAAAGGAGACGGUAAAGAAGCUGUCGAGAACGCGGAAAACAUUGUUGUUGAUACCCACACAAUUCCUGAAGAUGAUCCCGAGUCUCCGCAGCUCAAGAAAAAGUCGUCCUUUUUCAGACUCAGGCACUCUAUUUCGCUAAGAUCGCUCACGUCCCGCGAUGAACCUACGCUUUCGUCUUCUUCCUCUCGCAGACUUACUCUCAACAACUUGAGAAAAUCGUUCGUUGGUGGUACGGCCAAUAAUUCCAGAAUGUCGGUUGACAUCUCUUUACCAGUGCCUAAUCAAACUUCGAGGGACAAAAUUAAAAACAAACUUAGAAACUCUUCGUCAUUGCUCUCCAUUUCUUCGUUCAUGUCCACAGGAAGCAAUCGCACUCGCUAUGAAAACAAAGAGGUUUUUGCUGUUCGUGCUGAAGAAUACGAUUCUCUUCAGCACAAAUUACUUUUGAAGCUUUGCAACCAACAACGUGUUGUGUCGUUCAGCGCGUUGAUGAACAAGAUGCUAUCCAAAGCCAAGGUUUUGGAAAAACUCACCGACUCUUCCUAUAGUGAGGUCUUCUUGGAAAAAGACUCUCAUACUGGGGAUCCCCAAAGUGUUUGGAAAGUUAUCUCGUUUGGCGACGAGGAUCUGAAUCAGCCAACACUGAAAGAGCUGAUUCAGGAGCAAAGCAUCACCAUGGCUAUGUCGUCUGUGCCGGGUUUCAUCAAGAUGAAAUCUGCAACUGUUGUGAGAGGCCCAAUGCCAUCCGAAUUAUUGCAACUGUGGGACAAGUACAAUCAUAAGCAUGGUUCCAACAACGCAAGGCCAGAUGACUACUCCAAAAAUCAGCUUCACCUCAUUAUCCGCCUGGAGUAUGGAGGACAAGACUUAGAACAUUUUGAGCUCAAGAGUUGGACUCAAGCAUUAGAAAUCUUUGUCAAGAUCGUCGAGAUUUUGAAAAGAGGACAGGACGCUUAUGAAUUCGAGCACCGUGAUUUGCAUUGGGGAAAUAUUGUCAUCAAAGAACGGUCUGCAAGCAGUGCCACCGCUACCACUCAGGACUCCUUAGCUGACCUAACUCUCGAUGAGCAGAGCUCUGUCGAAGUGAAGCUUAUCGAUUACACAUUGUCUAGAGCCAGGAUUGGUGGGCAAACGAUGUUCACAGGCCUUGAUUCUCCGCACUUUUUCAAAGGCAAGGGCGACUAUCAAUUCGAUGUUUACCGAAUGAUGCGUCAGCAGCUCGCCGGACAAGAUGAGGCAAAUAUCGACUGGUCUGUCUAUAGUCCAUCUACCAACCUACUGUGGCUCCACUAUGUGGUGGACAAAUUACUUCACCACAAAAAGUUGAAGCCAUUGAGACUGAACCCACUUACCAGAUCCGCAAGCUACCUAAACAUGAACAAUUUAACGCAGGAAGCCGACAACUACGAACAACUUGUUCAGCUUCACAAACUGUUGGAUCCUACUCGCAAGAAACGCAAAUUUGGGUCGCUUGAUGGAAUUUUGGAAUGGGUUAGAUAA